Neltuma alba is the source of this 1420-nucleotide messenger RNA. Its product is annotated as auxin-responsive protein IAA27. The record is from RefSeq and is a predicted model, not a curated record. Bases 198 to 1088 code for a protein of 296 amino acids. Lineage: Eukaryota; Viridiplantae; Streptophyta; Magnoliopsida; Fabales; Fabaceae. The transcript has 5 exons. Gene Ontology annotation, biological process: regulation of DNA-templated transcription. Gene Ontology annotation, cellular component: nucleus.
AGCGCGCCCAGAGUUUACAUAGGAACACAACAGAAUCUGAAAGCUCAGAGCAAAGUUCUGUUCAUCAACAUAUCUUUCUUCCACUGUUAAAUUCUGUUUCUUCAAUCUCCGUUUCACACACGCUCUCUCUCUCUUUCUUGUUCUUCUUCUUUGCCCGUUUCGUGGUUUCCGAUAAUCAUUUCCCUAGCCGAGGUUUGAUGUCUGUGCCACAGGAGCAGGACUAUGUGGGCUUGACAGAGCUUCCUUCAAUGGAAAAAGGCUCAGACAAGUUUUCUCAGAGAAGCAAUAGUGGCUUGAACCUCAAGGCCACUGAGCUACGACUCGGACUGCCUGGGUCCGAGUCACCGGAGAGGGAUGGUGCCGGCGCCGGAAAGAGUGCAGCGGUCUGUGGGGCCAAGAGGGGUUUCUCAGACACCAUUAAUGGUGGUUCUGGAAAGUGGGCUAUGUCAGGGAAUGGAGGAUCUGAGGCAGGUUUGGGUAAAGAUGGUGGCUUGUUUUCUCCUCGAGGUGGCACUAACCCACAAACAUGUUUAGGUGCUUCCCUUGCCAAAGAUGGCAUCCCAAGCUCACCAAAGCCAUUGUUGCAUGAGAAGAAGCCCCAGAUAUCUGCUGUUCCUCAGAAGGAACAAGUUGUGGGAUGGCCACCAAUCAGAUCUUUCAGGAAGAACUCGAUGGCCUCUAAUCCUCAAAAGAACGAUGAUGAUGCAGAAGCCAAGUCUGGAUGUCUUUAUGUAAAAGUAAGCAUGGAUGGUGCCCCCUACUUGAGGAAAGUGGAUCUCAAAAACUUUGGCAGUUACCAGCAACUUUCUUCAGCACUUGAAAAGAUGUUCAGAUGUUUUACAAUCAGUCAAUGUGGAUCUCACGGAAUUUCAAGUCAUGAUAAUUUGAGUGAAAGUAGGUUGAAGGAUCUGCUUCAUGGCUCAGAAUAUGUGCUUACCUAUGAAGACAAGGAUGGUGAUUGGAUGCUAGUUGGUGAUGUGCCUUGGGAGAUGUUCACUGCCUCUUGCAAGAGAUUGAGGAUCAUGAAGAGUUCUGAAGCGAUUGGCCUAGCACCAAGAGCAAUGGAAAAGUGCAAAAGCCGAAACUAGGGCAUGCUGCAACUGAUACACAUAUUUGAGCACAUAUACACAAGAGGUGGCUUUCUUCCUUGUUUAUGUAAAAUUACCGUCCUAGUAAUGAGAAAUUUGAGUGUACUACUAGACUUGUUAGUGGACAAGACAUGAUGUAGAGGGGUUUGAGGUUUCUAACGUUUGUUGAAUCUUCCUUCUCUCUGACUUCUUAAGGCUAAAGGGUUUAUGUUUGUAUGUAAAUUUCAUAUUUGAUUCAGUAACUUGUUGUCUCCCUGCUUACUCCUGUAAAAGCAAAUAGUGUAUGUAUGUAAGUGAGCAUUUUGUUAUCUAUAGAAUGAACAGAAGAUCAA